Molecule: messenger RNA, 5480 nt
Organism: Dermacentor silvarum
Lineage: Eukaryota; Metazoa; Arthropoda; Arachnida; Ixodida; Ixodidae
Product: NADP-dependent malic enzyme-like
Biological process (GO): pyruvate metabolic process; malate metabolic process
Cellular component (GO): mitochondrion
Molecular function (GO): malate dehydrogenase (decarboxylating) (NADP+) activity; NAD binding; malate dehydrogenase (decarboxylating) (NAD+) activity
Source: RefSeq, a predicted model, not a curated record
UUGAUCUUUUUUUUUUUCUCCGAUGACUGCUUUAUUUCUGGCCUGAAACAGCCGGGUGAGGUCGAAACCGCUUCGUUCGGAAGCUGCUGCCCCGUCCAACUCGUUCCACCAAAGGAAGAAACCCACUACAAACCGCAACUACGAUGUUGCUUCUGCGGAGAGUCCAAAGCGGUGCCUUCGGCGCGUUCAUAAGGAACGGCGCCGUCGGGACCGGAAGUGCCGGAUCAGCGGGAGCACUUAUCGUCGGCUGCCCCAAGUUCGCGCGCAGGAUGGACUACCUGAGGGACCCGAGGAUCUGCAAGAACCUGGCAUUCAGCGCCCGUGACCGGGACAACAUGUCCCUGCGCGGCCUGAUCCCGCCGGCCGUGCGCUCUGUGGAGACCGAGCUGCAGGCGGUCAUGGACAACAUCAAGCUGUACGAGUCCGGACUCGCCAAGUACCUGUACCUGCGGGAGCUGCACGACUACAACGAGAAGCUGUUCUUCCGCGUGCUGAAGGAGUACACCGAGGAGCUGAUGCCGCUGGUGUACACGCCCGUGGUGGGCGAGGCGUGCCUCAAGUACAGUCUCAUCUUCCGCCGUCCCAAGGGUCUCUUCCUGACGGCGCAGGACGCCGGAAAGCUCUACGACGUGAUGGGCAACUGGCCCGAAAAGCAGGUCGACGCCAUCGUGGUGACGGACGGCGAGCGCAUCCUGGGUUUGGGCGACUUGGGCGCCAACGGCAUGGGCAUCCCCGUCGGCAAGCUCGCCCUGUACACGGCGCUGGCCGGCAUACACCCCGAGCGAACGCUGCCCGUCAUGCUGGACCUCGGCACCAACAACGAGAUUCUGCUGGCUGACCCGUACUACAUCGGUUUGCGCCAGAAGAGGAUUCGUGGCGCCCAGUACGACGACUUCGUGGAGGAGUUCAUGCAGGCGGCAGUCAAGAGGUUCGGAAAGAAUUGCCUGAUCCAGUUCGAAGAUUUUGGCAACCGAAACGCGUUCAAGCUGCUCGCAAAGUACAAGAACAGCUACUGUACCUUCAACGACGACAUUCAAGGCACCGCAUCCGUGGCAGUGGCCGGUCUCCUGGCCAGCAUGCGGAUCACCAAGACACCUCUGUCCUCCAACAAGUUCCUCUUCAUGGGAGCCGGAGAGGCUUCCCUGGGCAUCGCCGAGCUACUGGUCAUGGCCAUGGUCACAGAAGGCACCAGCGAAGCAGAUGCCAGAAAUAGCAUCUGGAUGCUCGACUCCAGAGGUCUUAUCGUCAAGGACCGUGCCCCGAACGGUGACAGCACGCAGUCUCACAAGGAGAAGUUCGCCAAGGACGUGAAGCAGAUGAACAACCUGCCCGACAUCGUCAAGUUCGUCAAGCCCACCGUUCUCAUCGGCGCGUCGGCGCAGAGCAACGCAUUCAACAAGGAGAUCUUGGAGUGCAUGUGCGCGAAUGCCGAGCGACCCGUGGUGUUCGCCCUGAGCAACCCGACGCACAAGGCCGAGUGUACCGCCGACGCUGCGUACACAUACACCGACGGCAAGUGCGUGUUCGCCAGUGGCAGCCCGUUCCCGCCGUUCAAGUACAAGGGCAAGACCUACUACCCGGGACAGGGCAACAACGCGUACAUCUUCCCUGGGAUCGCCCUCGCCGUGUCCGCCUGUGGAGUCACCACAAUCGGCGACGAGGUCUUCCUCAUCGCUGCCAAGACGGUGGCCAACACCGUGACGGAGCAGAACCUGAACGAAGGCCGCGUCUACCCGCCCCUCUCGGACAUCCACGACGUGUCGCUCAGCAUUGCCGCCGAACUGGCGGCCCACUUCUACGCCACCGGGGUGGCGACCGUCAAGCCGGAGCCCAAGGACAAGAUGGCAUUCUUGCAGAGCAAGCAGUACGACUUCAGCUACCCCGGUACCGUCAAGGUCAAGUAGACGACGACGGCGGUGGCGCACACACAAUCUCCUUGUUGUUUUCGUUGUCAUCGUACCCUGUGUGUGUGUGAAGGCCAUCGUCGCGUCUGCGAGCGUGCAAGCGUCUUUCAAGCACCAGUGCACUGCACAGCAAUCGAAUUAUUUAGAUUAAUAUAGUAUUUUGGACUUGGUGGCCAUGCGGAGGAGAAUUAUAGGAUCCAGAUAGAGCAAUUACUAUUGCAUUACAGAUGGCAUCAUUUCUUGGGUGGUGCCUUGGUGGAUAUAAAAAUAGAAACCAGAAAAUACCAAGUAGAGCAUAGUCGACCUGUCUGGGCUUGAAAAAUGAAAAAAAAAAAAGCAACGUCGUGCUUCUUCGAGGUUUUUGUCUCGGAAGUCCUAAGACCUUGAUUACACUUAGCCCUCUUUCAGUGACGUUGGCCCAGUGCACGAACCUUUAAUUUGUUACAUGCUGCGACUGGCGGAAUAAAGCAGGGGUCUUAGGCUACAGCUCAUCAGCCAUCAUGGAGCUGCUUACGAGCUUACCACACAUUAUUUUAGUGAAGCAUGAAACAUGGUAUCAUCAUUUAUAUUUGCACAGUGUUGUGGUUAUAGAGCGGUCUGGUGGUUGGCUUACUAAGUGAUCCUACGGAUCCGUAUAUCUGUGGAGACGAUGUCGGUUUGUAUAGCCCGAGAAAAGGUGGGGUGAGGAGAGUGGUUUAAAUGUAAAGGUCGAACAAAUCAGGUACAUCACUUUCUGUCUAUGUGGUUAGCCCCCCAAUAAGGCCCCAUUCGCUCAGUAAAUCAGACUUACGAUAUAUUACAGCAGUCUGUUUUUUCUAAUUUUCAGAGCGCGGAUUGUUUGACAGGUUUUUAUGUGGUGGACCCUGCAUAGACAGAAUUUAAGUAUAGUUGACAGACAGACCUUACAGGGCUAGCCAAUUGGCGUCGGGUCGGCGCAGUUUGUUUUCUCAGUUGCCCUUCUAUCAUGCAAUCAUAGGCUGUAAAUCAGCAAGGAUGCCAGCCCUGUCAUAGUACUUUUUUUGUACUCAAGGAGAACGGCGUGCUUGGAAAACUUGAACUUGCUGUACUCGCGGUAAUUACGUUCUUUAGCGCACGUUGAUCAGAGCUCAUCGUUUCGUAUUUGCCAAUGGGAUCACUUGUGUACGAAAUUCGAGAGACAGCUUUAACUAUUGAGACACUGACUAAAAAUAGUUAUCGGGAUAGAUUCGCGACCAAUAUUUAUGCCUGCCUAGAUUUGCGCUCCUCUGCACCUUCAAUUUCACCCAAAGGAAUUGGGCCCUUUGUUUUUGAAAGUUUCAAAACUCCUGCCUGACCGCAGCCUUCUCAGCGACCUGAAGUGUUCGCUCGUGUUUCCGGACGCAGAAAUUCGCGCUCUUCGUCGAGGAUUUGUGAGAUUUAUAUCGACAAAGAACCACCUUAAUGUGACAUGCAGGUUAUGACAGCUGAUGUCAUGUGGUCAGGAGAUAAGGUCAUCGAAGCCACACUGAGAGAUCAGCUGGGCCUUGAGAAGCACACAUGGUUUGAAACUGUCGCUUCUCACUGCAAACAUGAGCCUCUGGGAGGCGCAGUCUUACACACUACCGUUGCAGCGUUUAUUUUAUUUUAUUUCGUUUUUUAUUGCUGUCACACUGUCUUUAUUGCAACUCCAAGUUGUAGUUCGACACUAGUGAAGAAUGAAUCUCGAAGCGUGUCAUACAUCCAUUUCAAACCACUUGGGUAUUUGACCAGUCUGACGUGCAUUGAUAUCAAGAGGAAUUCCUAGCGCUACUGGCACACAAAAUAUCACGCCGAAAAAUGAGCUUUCCAUUUUGACAUUUAUUUGAGUGUUGCUUCUGUGUUGCUUGUUUCACUCAGCUCGUAUGCACGGAUAAACUGUAGGGUGCUUCUCCUUUGACAGAUGUCGAUUUACAGGAUACAUUUAAGUUCCUGGACACCUUUCAGAAAUCACAAAACUGAGCCUAGACUCAAUGCCGCCGCCUCUUUGAAAUUGCGGAGGAGAUGGUUUUCGGCACCUGUUAAUUUAUUUAUUUUGUAUUGCAUUGGGGUACUUUGGUGGCGCAUGUGAGCGGCUUUUUUUCAGUUUUCAUUGAAGUCUUGAUCCCUCUGUCAAUAGUUUGUCUAUCAGCUUUGUCUAUGAAAUAUGUCAGUGGUAAAUAUCUACUCACACAAUACAAGGCCGUCGUUGUCCUUGUUUAACUAUCGGAAUUUCAUGUUGUCCUAGCGCUUACGCAUUUAGUUUCAUUUUACAUCUGAAACGUCUGAAGAAAGUUGUGGGUAGGCUUUGCUUCACUGUACCUUUCUAUCCGAAUACUUGCAAAAUAAUGGAAUUUUAUGUUGAACUUGGUACAUACAGUGCGAUAACUGUUUGAAGUAUUUGUUUCGUGUUAACUUUGUGAAGACUAAUAAUUAUAAUUGAUGCACGCAGCGGCGUUGACGUUGCGCUGCGGGCAGACCAAGCAAAUGCUACAAGGGGGCGUUGCGGCGGAAAAUUAAUGACUUAGAACGUAGCCUCUGCAUACAAUUUGAAAGAGACGCGCGGAAAGUUUUAAGCGACCCUGUCUUAUGCGAUGUUAUCUAACAACACGCAUUGGCUUUCAUCACAAGCUCCGAAUUCCGGGCAUACUUUUCUUCUAUAAACAAAACAAAAAAAAAAAGCAUCUGUUGCUACUCAAAACCAGUGAUUGCGUGUCGGAGUCGGGGUAGCUGAACACACAUGUCCUUCAGUCAAAAACUUAUUUCGACAAUACUUCAUUGUUUUGUGAUUCGGCCUUUCCGUCCUGCCUUCUAUGAUAACCAUAUUGUUUCCAGUAUGUCUUAUUGCUUGCUUGUUGGGUUUUUAUGUAAUUUGAAACGCAAUGCAUAGUGAAUGUGGUUGUGACGGGCUUGGGGAAAAACAAUGAAUGUUGUUUCUUAAACUAUAACAGCGCUCACGCAGCAGGCAAAGAACUAUUUAGUAAAGCUAUGUAGUCAUGUUCAUGUUUAUGUUGCAUGGAUGAGGAUGUCUGCUAUGGUAAGUUUUGCUACAUUCCCAAUGACAUAUAGAAAGAAGUAAAGGAAAUUGGAACUCAAGGUGUCUUGAAACGUAAUUUUGGGGACGUGUCCAUAGUGACUGCCCGUUGAUUUCAAUUUUAUUCAGGAGAUUUGAUGGUAUUUCAUCUUACCUAACAAACUGUCGCUUCUGUUGCGAAACAUUUGAAAUCUAGAUGCGCAGAAAGCCGGCUAUGUGACAAGGUUGCCUGUAUCGAGAAUGCCGUGACUGUGGUUGUGUUUCUGUCAGUUGCGCAGGUAAUUAAAGAAUUUUCAGUCAAUUAUAUCAACGACCUUGUAUUGGCUUUUAGAAGGUGUGUGAAGCAGAUCAAAGUUUGUUUGACAUCGUUUUCCGCAAAUUAUGUGGCAAAUAAAACGUUAAUGCAGGCUGCAUGAAAACAAUUAACUCACAAAUGUCAAUAAAUUGCAUUGCCGCAUGUUGCGUCUAUCACCAAAUAUUAUCGCGUUAUCGUCUGUCAUCAGACAGUUGUGUGUCCAAGAGGUAGAAAAAGAUCUCGCAAGAUAUACCCAAAAGUGGUGGUAGUACUA